AUGGCAAAAGAUGACAUUGAUGAUGUGUUAGAUCACCUAAGAAGGAUCAAGAGGAGAGGUGAUUUGAGCAGAGUUGAUGAGAUUGCUGAAAUUGAGUUACUUGAAUUGGAGCUAAGGUUGUUGAGAACCUUUAUCAAGUACCAUCAUCUUCUUUUGCCUGAUUCCUUAGUCAAAAUCACAAAAAAAGUCCAAUUGGUUGGGGAAAUGCUUCACUCAGUAUUUGAUGGUAAUUCAGAUGAAUGUAAAACUAACCUUAAUGUGGAAAGGCUAGUAUCACAGUUGCUGAAAUUCGUUAAAGGUAAUACCAGUUCAGUUAGCAUUUUUGAGCUGAAUGAUUCUGAUCUGUUGGAAUAUAUGGAUUUCCUCGGAAAGAAUCUCAAUGACGUACUGAUGUGGCUGGAAUUGGAUGCCUCUAAUCCUUCUUCAGCGGAUGAACAAAUCCUUCAGUAUAAUCGAUCUUUAAAGCAAGUGAAAAUGAUUCAAAAGAAGAUGAGGUUUUUGAGAUACUUGUAUGUCACAGAGAUAAAUGGUUUUGUCGACCAUCAGAAGCUGGAAGGUCUGCAGACUCGAAUGCAGUUCAUGGUUGACAAUGUAGGACAGUUCUGUCUUGCUAUUUUUGUUCUUAAGGAUUCAGAUGAUACAAAUAUAUAUGAGGUUGCAGAUGAUAUCUUGAGUAAACUUCCAUAUCUGUUAGGCUUGAUUGUGUUAGUGGAGCUGGAAAUGAAGAAGAUUUUUCUUGGUGAGCUAAAGGCUUCAAAGUUUACUCAAUCAAGGACUUUCAAGGACAAGAAAUUACCAAAAGGAUUUUCACAUCAUCUCCACAGUCUGCUGAUGUAUCUCAGAAACCAAAAGCUCCAGAACUUUCCUAAUAGUGUCUCUGCUCAAAAUAUUGAUGUGGCAAUAGAGUUCUUGUUGGUAUUUCUUGAUGCUGAUGUGUCAAAUCCUGCUAUUUAUGGUAACUGGUUGAAUGAGGUUAUGGAAAAGGUUGGAGCUAUAGCAGGUGAUGUUCUAUAUGUAAUUCAAAAGCUUCUUCCUAGAUCUAUAAACGAAGAUGACACUAGCAAAAUAAAUAUUUGCUCGAUACAGAUAUUGGAGAAAACUAAAGAUCUGAAUGCACAAGUGGAGACGUACUACAAAUCCUUAAAAUUCACUCCAUCUCAGUUCCCCAUGGUUGGUGGAUUGAGCUUUCUGGAUUCUGUUUUGAGGAAAUUGAAUGGGAUGUCGAAAUCUGAAUCAGGAUUAGUUUUCGAGAUGAAACCUGAUAUUAGUAAUUUAGUGAAAAAGCUAUCAUCUGUUACAUCCAUUUUAGAGAAGGAGCUGUCAUCUUUAUCAUCCAUUUUCAGAGAUGUCGCAAAGGUCCACCAUGAGCAUGAAAAUCUUAAAGAUCUUCAGAGGCGUACUAUCAAUUUGGCAUAUGAAGCUGAAGUUGCCAUUGACUCUAUUCUUGCACACUAUAAUGCUUUUUGGCAUAUUUUUUGCUCACUUCCUACAAUCUUAAAAGAGAUCAAGCACAUUAAAGAGGAGGUGACUGAGAUGUGGUCGGCGGACGUUGCUCUGAAGCCUUACUAUGUGAUAGCGCCAACUAAACAUCUGCCAACUCAACAUAGCAAUUCUGUGAAUGAUGAGGAGGUAGUGGGUUUUGAGAUAGCAGCAGACAAACUAAUUCAGUAUCUGACUCGAGGGACAAGCGAGUUAGAUGUCAUCCCUAUUGUUGGCAUGGGGGGACAGGGUAAAACAACUUGUGCUAGAAAGUUGUAUAAUAAUGACAUCAUUGUUUCUCAUUUUGAUAUUCAAGCAUGGUGCAUCAUUUCCCAAACAUAUAACCGGAAAGAACUAUUACGAGAGAUUUUCAGUCAAGUUACCGGUUCCAAGGACGAGGUAGGUGAGGUUGGUGAACUUGCUGACAAGUUGAGGAAAAGCCUAAUGGGAAAGAGAUAUCUCAUUGUAUUGGAUGAUAUGUGGGAUGGUAUGGCAUGGGAUGACUUAAGCCUUUGUUUCCCUGAUGUUGGAAAUAGAAGCAGAAUCAUAGUAACAACUCGACUUGAGAAAGUGGGUGAGCAUGUCAUGCGCCAUACUGAUCCUUAUACUCUUCCAUUCCUCACACCCGCUGAGAGUUGCAGCUUGUUGCAGAAAAAAGUGUUUCAACAGGAAGGUUGCCCUACUGAAUUUCAAGAUGUGAGUCUAGCAGUUGCAAAAAGAUGCAAAGGACUGCCUCUAGUGAUUAUCUUGGUAGCUGGAAUUAUAAAAAAGAAGAAAAGGGAAGCCUCUUGGUGGCAUGAUGUUAAAAAGUCUCUACUUUCCUAUCUUGGUGAGUCUGAAGGAUAUAGUCUUUCAACCAUGAAGUUGAGUUAUGAUAACUUACCUGAUUAUUUGAGGCCCUGCCUUCUUUAUAUGGGGAUGUUUCCGGAGGAUGCGAGAAUUCCAGUGUCUAAAUUGAUAAGUCUAUGGAUCGCGGAAGGCUUCUUGCAGAACAUUGAAUCUGGGAGAUCAAUGGAAGAGGCAGCUGAAGAUUACUUGAUGGAUCUCAUUAGCAGUAACGUGGUAAUGGUUUCAAAGAGAAGAUAUAAUGGUAAAGUCAAAGACUGCCAGGUUCAUGAUGUAGUGCUUCACUUUUGCUUGGAGAAGAGUAGAGAAGAAAAGUUUAUGCUGGCAGUGAAGGGGCAUUAUAGCCAGCUUCAACCUUCUUAUUGGGACGAAAGUCGAGUAAGCUUCACUUUCAGUGAAGAGCUUUCAGAUAUUGCACUUUUGGGCUCCAAAACACAUAAGCCUUUCCGCAAAUACUUGAGGUCACUGAUAACGACCAAUCAUGGAGUAAUUUUUUAUCAGGAUUUCUUCAAUCAGUUUAAUAAAUUGAGACUUGUUAAGGUCUUGGAUUUGAGUUCCUGUGAAGUGGAUCCUUUGUCGUUAGCUACAUUGAACCCAUUAAUUCAUCUGAAGUACCUCGCAGUAAAAAUAGAAGCAUUUCGAUUUCAUCCAGAAUCACAUCUGCUCCAUCUAGAAACUUUAAUUGUGAAACGUUUUUUUGAUAACUCUUGUAUAAAGUUACCAGCGAAUUUUUGGAAAAUGGAAAAAUUAAGGCAUGUUGAGAUUAAUAAUGCUUAUUUUGAUUUGGAAAAGAAUAAGCAGGGGAUCUUUGAAGAAUCCUCUAAAUUGGAAAACUUGAGGAUAUUAAGGAAUGUUAGUUUUCCAAUUGAUGAUGCUGAUAGCGUGGAUGUGUUAUUAGGGAGGUGUCCUAAUCUUCAAGAACUUGAGAUCAACUUUGGGCGCAAUGAUUCUGUAGAGAUUUCUCUCAAGUUGGAGAGUCUUACCCAGCUUCAAAUACUUCGCCUUUACAUUAAGUGGUCCUAUAAAGUAUUGGAGUUACAGUUGCCUUCAAAUUUAAGGGAGUUGGUACUAACAGGGACUCUUAUAGAAAGCACGAUUCCUAUCAUUGCGAAACUACCAAAUCUGGAGUCUCUCCAAUUAGCAGAACGCAAGUUUACUCUACGGGAAGAGUGGUGCCUUGGAGAUAUCACGUUCCCUAAACUUAAGUUCUUGAAACUGGUGGAAUUAUAUAUCUCAAGGUGGGAUGCCUCAGAGGCAUCAUUUCCCCUACUUGAAACACUUGUUAUAAAAAAGUGUAUCUAUCUCGAGGAGAUCCCCCUUAGUUUUGCAGAUAUUCCAACACUGAAACAGAUUAAGUUGAUUGGGUGCAACAAAUCUCUGGAGGCUUCAGCUGUGAAAAUUAAGGAAGAAGUCGAAGAGAUUGAAGGAUGCGACCGUAUUGACCUCAUUAUCUAAGUAAGUAGAAACAAACUCCUAUGUGCAGUUUUUGAGUAUCUAUGUCCAUCUAAUUUGACAAAAAUAUG
Messenger RNA from Lycium ferocissimum, 3848 nucleotides. RefSeq names its product putative late blight resistance protein homolog R1A-3. Lineage: Eukaryota; Viridiplantae; Streptophyta; Magnoliopsida; Solanales; Solanaceae. Gene Ontology annotation, biological process: defense response to other organism. The record is from RefSeq and is a predicted model, not a curated record. Gene Ontology annotation, molecular function: ADP binding.